AUGACUAGGACAGCUUUCCUGGAUCUGAGUAGUACUCGGAAUCCUGAUGUGCAAAGGGAUGAUUCUGUCCCAGAGGAUAAUAUUUGGAGGGGUAUCCUCUCGGUGAUUUUCUUCUUCCUAAUCAUCAGUGUUCUAGCUUUUCCUAACGGACCCUUUACACGUCCCCAUCCUGCAAUAUGGAGGAUGGUUUUUGGUCUCAGUGUGCUCUAUUUUCUCUUCCUGGUGUUCGUGCUCUUCCUUAACUUUGAGCAGGUGAAAGCAGUGAUGUAUUGGCUGGAUCCUAAUCUUCGAUACGCCACAAGGGAAGCAGAUAUUAUGGAGUAUGCUGUGAACUGUCAUGUUAUCACCUGGGAGAGAAUCCUCAGCCACUUUGAUAUAUUUGCUUUUGGGCAUUUCUGGGGCUGGGCUAUGAAGGCUUUGCUGAUCCGCAGCUACGGGCUCUGCUGGACUAUUAGCAUCACUUGGGAGCUCACCGAGCUCUUCUUCAUGCAUCUUCUGCCUAAUUUUGCUGAAUGCUGGUGGGAUCAAGUCAUUUUGGACAUCCUGCUUUGUAACGGGGGUGGCAUCUGGUUGGGCAUGGUAGUUUGUCGUUUCUUGGAGAUGAGGACCUAUCACUGGGCAAGCUUCAAGGACAUUCACACGACCACAGGGAAAAUCAAAAGAGCUGUAUUACAGUUCACCCCAGCCAGCUGGACCUAUGUCCGCUGGUUUGACCCUAAGUCUUCAUUUCAAAGAGUGGCUGGAAUCUACCUUUUCAUGAUCAUUUGGCAGCUGACUGAGUUGAACACAUUCUUUUUGAAGCAUAUCUUUGUGUUCCAAGCAAGCCACCCUUUAAGCUGGGGGAGAAUUCUCUUCAUAGGAAUCAUUACAGCACCCACUGUAAGGCAAUACUAUGCCUACCUCACAGACACGCAGUGCAAGAGGGUGGGAACUCAGUGCUGGGUGUUCGGGGUCAUUGCUUUCCUUGAAGCUAUUGUGUGCAUAAAGUUUGGACAGGAUCUUUUUUCCAAAACACAAAUACUGUAUGUUGUGUUUUGGCUUCUCUGUGUGGCCUUUACAACUUUCCUGUGUUUAUAUGGUAUGGUUUGGUACGCAGAAUACUACGGCCUCCGUGAAAAGACCUUAUCAGAAAGUGAAGACAGCCCAUACAGUCCAGAUGCUUCCUGGCUUCAUUCUAAAUUCAGCAGAGGUGCUGACAAUAGUCCACCAAAACAUUCAGUCAAUAGUGAAAGCCAUUCAUCUAGAAGGAGGAAUCGGCACUCCAAAUCAAAAGUAACCAAUGGGAUCGGCAAGAAAUAAGAAUGGUCUCUGAAAACAUCCUACAGUGUGACCAGAGGUGACAAAGAAAAUCAGCCUUGGCUCUGAAUUUCCAAAUGGAAGAUUGGGUUUUCAAUUUAAAAGUUAAAAAAGGAGGUGUUGAAGAAAAGGAUGAUCAAGGUGGAGCGUGGUGCAAAUCAUUGCCUGCUGGCACUUGCCCUUCACUGAUUUAAAUCUAGUUUCUUCAGCAUGUGGCACCAAAAGCUAAUGAAGAGUAUGUUGGAAAGAAAAAUAAUUUUGUCAUAGCAGGUACACCCUGUUUUGUGU
Molecule: messenger RNA, 1584 nt
Organism: Tauraco erythrolophus (red-crested turaco)
Lineage: Eukaryota; Metazoa; Chordata; Aves; Musophagiformes; Musophagidae
Source: RefSeq, a predicted model, not a curated record